CCACCACUGGACUAAAAAGUUCCACUGCUUCUCCACCUCACAACGAUCCAAGAACUUCAAUGACUGCCAGUGACCCACACUCUACACGUAAGUCAGCAAUACUUGCAGGCACAAUGAUUCCCAUCUUACGCAGUAACCAGCACCACCAGACCACAUCCCAGUAACCAAGCUCCAAACCUCUCCUAAAACCCCAGUAUUAAAAUACAUCAUCACUGGAGGGCCUUUGAAGUCCGACAAGGUCCUGACUUGUUCCUACCAACGCAGACUAAGGACAAUCCUAAAUCAAAACAAAAAGGCUCCCUGUCCAGCCAACACCCACUCCUCCCUUAACCUCGAGCUCCUUUCGCACAGUCAGCGUGGGGGCACUCUGAGAGGGUGGGCAGAGGGACCUCGGAGGGCCCUCCCAGCUCCAGGCUGAGCCUGGACUCUAGGCUAUCUUUCUCGAGCUCACCGCUAGUGAGGGCUGGGAAGCAUCUGCGCCGUGUCCCCGCACCUGGAGACAGUACCAGUCUCUCGGCCACCUAACACCCAAGCAAGGGGAAAGCCCAGCACCUAGACUGAGGCCGAGCAGCACGUCCUCGUCCCCGGGGUUAGUUCGGAGCUUCUCCUCCGCUCUCAGACUGCCACGCGACGGCUCGCCCCUCGCCGCCCCGUGGAGGGCGCCGGCGCCCCCUGUCAGGCGGGCAAAGGAUACAGUCCCGGCUCCAGAACGCAGCAGCACCGGGGCGGGAGGGGCCCGCCACGUCCGCCAUCUUGAAACAACCGCCACUCGGGGCGUCGCGCCGGGGCCGCCACGCCUCGGCCUGCAGGCUCGGUCCCGAUUGGCCGCACCACGCAGAGGCCCGCCCCCUCCUGCGCGGCCGGCCCUUGCGGGGCGAGAGGGUCGGAGCGAAAGGGAAGCUGCGUCCCGGAGGUGCGGUGUGGGGCACCGGGCGGGGCCGCGGGAACCAGCGCCCCGCGGAGCUGCUGCUGUCAGACCAACCCCGGGCCCCCAUCAUCACUGCGCCGCGCUCUCAGGCGCCGAGAACUACAGUUCCCGGCAUGCCAUGAACUUGGCCUCGGCGCUGAGGCGGAGCCCGGUCCUCCACCCGCUCCCGCCGCGCGCGGAUCGGGUUCGCGAGCCAUGGAGGAGGAGGCGUCGCCCCCGGGGCUGGGCUGCAGCAAGCCGCACCUGGAGAAGCUCACCCUGGGCAUCACGCGCAUCCUAGGACUGUGAAGAUGAUGAGACACCACACCUCAAUUAUGUUACAUUAAAUGGCAAAAGCAAGAUUAUCCAGAAUCUUCCCCAGGUGUGACAGAGGUGACCAUCAUAGAAAAGCCUCCUGCUGAACGUCAUAUGAUUUCUUCCUGGGAACAAAAGAAUAACUGUGUGAUGCCUGAAGAUGUGAAGAACUUUUACCUGAUGACCAAUGGCUUCCACAUGACAUGGAGUGUGAAGUUGGAUGAGCACAUCAUUCCACUGGGCAGCAUGGCAAUUAACAGCAUCUCAAAACUGACUCAGCUCACCCAGUCUUCCAUGUAUUCACUUCCUAAUGCACCCACUCUGGCAGACCUGGAGGACGAUACACAUGAAGCCAGUGAUGAUCAGCCAGAGAAGCCUCACUUUGACUCUCGCAGUGUGAUAUUUGAGCUGGAUUCAUGCAAUGGCAGUGGGAAAGUUUGCCUUGUCUACAAAAGUGGGAAACCAGCAUUAGCAGAAGACACCGAGAUCUGGUUCCUGGACAGAGCGUUAUACUGGCAUUUUCUCACAGACACCUUUACUGCCUAUUACCGCCUGCUCAUCACCCACCUGGGCCUGCCCCAGUGGCAGUAUGCCUUCACCAGCUAUGGCAUUAGCCCGCAGGCCAAGGUAAGGGAGGAACACCUGCCAUCGCAAACUAUGGUAUACAACAAAAUCUACUGAGGAAAUGGUUACGUUGCAGGUUCCCAACUUCCCCAUCUGAUUCAGGAGAUCUAGGGUGGGGCCCAGGAACCUGCAUUUUCAAUAAGCAAGACAGGUCAUUCCAAUGGACAGCUUCACGUUAUACUCAUCUAGUUAAGUGGUUCCCAAACUGGACUGAUCCUCAGAAUUAACUCGGGAGUUUUAUUUUUAAUUAAAUUCUAUUGGAUAGUUUAUGUCCCAUGGCUUGUUCUGGGUUGGCAGUACAUGCACCCAGGAAGAGUAAAAAGUCAGACUCUCACUCCCCUGUUCUCCAAGUGUGCUUCCCUAGUGGCAGCUGCUAUUACGAGUUUCCUGUAUGCCCUUCCCAAGAUACUCAUUGCACAUAAAGCAUGCAUGCACGCUUCUGUUGUUCAUUUUUUCUAAAUCUCAAAUGAGGUACUGUCCACGUGAUUCUGCAUCUUGUUCUUUUCACAUAACUCUCCAUCUUGGGGCUUAUUCCCUUUCAGUGUAUUUAGAGCACUUGUCCUCUUCAGUGGCUACAGGGUAGUCCAUUGUGUGGGUGUGCCUCAUUUAUAUUACAGAUCUGGUCACCAUUUCAGACACACAGAUACCAGGUAUACAACCUGGUUUGAAAACACCAAGUGUGGCUGUAAAAACUUUUGACUAGAGUGAGCUCAUCUGGGCUCCUUCAUGGUGGUUUCUUGCAGCUCUAAAUUAGCAAUAAAUUAGGAACUCAGCUCCAGCUCACCUUACUAUGUAUGUAUUCAUCUAGUAGGCUUCAUUUUCUUCAAACAUCACAUAAUUAUAACAUUUAUCUGGUCAACAUUGGGAGGCGGCUGUGAUUUAAAAGGUAAAUAAAUGUGGAUGCCCUUUGCCCUUGGCUGCCUGAGAAAACAGUAGGAAACAGAACACCAAUAAGAUAUAACAUCCCUCAGCAGAGGCCCACACUGGCCUCUGUCUCCUGCCUUUCCUGGGGAAAUGAUGCUGCCAGAAUCCACCUGAUGGGGAGUAGCUGGUUUGAGGACAGAACAAUAGAUGCUGUCCUCUAGUGCUUUUGGAUCUAGCAUCCCAGGCUCAGGACUCACUAAAUCAGAAGAAAGUAUGCUCAUAUUCUUAGUUCUCACACUGCAUUUAUCUUAAAGGUCAUGAGACCUCAUAAAGCAAUGUGUGUAUCUUACCAGAGGUUGAUGGGAUCUGUUAUCACUUCCACUUAAAGGAAGAGCAAAUAGAUUUUUAGGCAGUUUUUCAUGAAAAUGUACCUCUACCUCCUGUUCCCAGCUCUCCUGCAUCCCCCAAAAAGAGCAUACAGAAUGGCAUUUCUCCUUUGAAUUGUGACCUUCUCUUCCAAUUCUGCCUUACAGCAAUGGUUCAGCAUGUAUAAACCUAUCACCUACAACACAAACCUGCUCACAGAAGAGACCGACUCCUUUGUGAAUAAGCUAGAUCCCAGCAAAGUGUUUAAGAGCAAGAACAAGAUCGUAAUCCCAAAAAAGAAAGGGCCUGUGCAGCCUGCAGGUGGCCAGAAAGGGCCCUCAGGACCCUCCGGUCCCUCCACUUCCUCUACUUCUAAAUCCUCCUCUGGCUCUGGAAACCCCAUCCGGAAGUGAGCACCCCUCCCUCCAGCUCUCUACCAGCUCCAGAAUGGUGGCUGCCAUGCACAGAUGGCCCUAGGGGUGACCUCCAGUUUUGCGUGUGAACCAUAGGCCUUUUUCCAGCUGAAUGACCAAAAUUGUAAGCCUUUUAGUCCCACUGACAUUAGCCAGGCUCCUAGUGAGGCCUCCACAGCACAUUGUGCUGUCCCCUGCCUCUGGAAGCAAUGGGGAAUUUGGGAUCUUGUUUAAGUGCCCAAAUAAGUCUAAUGAGUGUUCUCCUCUUCAGCACUCAACCCUCAAUCCCUUAGCACUGAUUAGAGAAGUCCCCCAAAGAAACCACUGGUUUUGACCCAUGAAGCAUUAGAACUGCGUCAUUCAUUCAGGAGCCACUAAUCACAUAUGACUAUUUAAAUUUAAAUUAAAUUAUAUGAAAAAUUCAUUUCUUCAGUUGCAUUAGCCACAUUUCGAGAAUUCAUGUGGCUGAUAGAUUCUGUAUUAGCACAAAGAUAGGGAACAUUUCCAUCACCACAGAAAGUUCUGUUGGACAGCACUGCAUUAAUAUUUUCAUACUGCUCUUCCUCAGAUCUAUUAAUUUUUGUUGUUAAAUAAUGUUGAUGUCUUCAUUUGAUGGGUCAAUGUUCCAUGAAACCUCUCAAAUACACAGUUGUAUGUUCUCUGUAUCCCUUACCACGGAUAUCUUGCUCUGCUCACUUCUUUUGUAGCUUCCUAUAAAGUUUGUCUUCCUCAUCA
Molecule: messenger RNA, 4224 nt
Organism: Mandrillus leucophaeus (drill)
Lineage: Eukaryota; Metazoa; Chordata; Mammalia; Primates; Cercopithecidae
Gene: TPGS2
Product: tubulin polyglutamylase complex subunit 2
Exons: 7
Coding region: 1337-1903 (188 amino acids)
Biological process (GO): protein polyglutamylation
Source: RefSeq, a predicted model, not a curated record